AUUUUAUCAUUUUUAUCUCUUUUUCCAAUGAUUUCCAAUCUCUCGAUGUUCCAAUAUCGCACAAUUUAUCUGUCAAUGUAUACGUGUGUACGAACGUUUCGCUUUAUUGACCUGUCAACAACAAUUAUCGUGACUUACGCCCCAGACGACGUUUCGUCUUCGAAUCUUCAAGACACUUCUCCAAUUAUACGUAAGAUGUUUUGUUGCCUCGAGGCUUGCGUUAUGUGGUUCAAAUUUCAAAACAGAAGUUUCAGAUAUCAUGUAUGUUUUGACUAAAAUUUAUCUCGACCAAUUGCAGACUUGAAUAUUUUUUUUUUCUUUUUAUAUCAGUCUGACGUACGAAUCGACAAAACGAUUUGCCCGUUUUUUGAUCCCCGAUUCCACCUUGAGUGGAAUCAAUGUGGAGUGUAAUGGUCGAUUCGUCGAAACUAGAUUUACAGAUCUGUAAAUACCGAUGGGCUUCCAACCGAAUUGUCAGGGUGACUUUUAAUAUUCCCCCGACAUUCCCCAAAUGACGUAGCAAACGUUGUCACAUAUGUCUACGUUUGAAUAAACGUCGUAGAAUAGAAAACUCAUGUCAACAGGUUCAGAUUUUAUUUCUGUCCCCGGCCGUUGGGAUUGUCAAAAUAUUAUUUCUACCCCUCGACGUAUUUUUUUUUACAUUUCUUUUUUACAGCCGAACGAACUCUCUGAAGUUCGAAAUCGGUUGAAGUUGAUUCGUAAAAUUAGAUUCAACAGCGUGAACGUAGCGCGACCGUACGCGUUCUUGUUUUAUGACAACAAAAAAAUCUGAUUCAUCACGUUGAACGGUUGUGUUUGUCUUUUUUUCCCCAUCAUGAUGUAAAUCACAAAAAUUUCGAGUACUCAAACUCCGAGUUUAUUAUCGCCCUUUAUAUUUGAGAACGUAAUUUAUUCACGUCUUCGCCCUACGCCGCCGCUACGUCAUGAACGACCAGACGCUGCCCUCGCCGCAGACGACGCCGAAGACUCGAGAAUUAAUCGAGUUCCCCCAAAACGACCAUCCGCUCAACGAUCCCCCCUCUGCGGAAUGGGAUGCCACCGAAAACGAGGAAAAAAUCUUGAAUCAAAUCGAUAUUCUGAAAGUUCCGUCUAAGGAAAGUAAAGAUGUCAGAGGAUUUCGGCGUCUUUCAAAAUUAUUCGGUAAAAAUCGAGGUGGUAAAAACGCCGAGGAGGUUUCGUUAGAUUCGUCGAGAACCCCGGACACAAGAUCUGCGAUAUCCAACGAUUCACAAAUGGUUUAUUCGGGGCAACGAGUAUCGUCGCGGCUGCUACCCAACAUCGGUAGUCAUCUGAAAAGGUUGAUGAGGUUGAAGAGUAGCACGCGAGAGAUCAAAACCGAGGAAGAAGUCAUCAUAGUCGGUUCGCCCAAGGGAUCGUUGGCUGUCUCGGUUCCCGUGAUCGAGAUCGACGAAAUCGAAGUACAUCAGGGAAUUACGGAUUCUAAUCAAAAUGCCGAAACUGAUCAGAGGACAUCGGACUCUCUGGAAUCCGAUCUGCGGAAAACGUUGAUCUCGUCGGAAGAUCUCCUCCUUCCGGAUUCCGAUGAAUCGGAAAACAAAAAAUCGAAUGAAAUCGAAGAGUGUGAGUGUUGGCAUGUUGUAGAAAAUUCAACCACUUCAUCUGCAAAAGUACCCUCGGAAAUUUCAUCGUCGACGACAGUGGAUUAUAAUAUCACGGUGACCCCGAUUUCAUCGGUGAUACCUGAGACCGUGACGACGCCGCAGCAAAAUCAACCGAAUGACAUCAACGAUGAAUCCGUCGCCGUGGCACCAGUGCUAGUACCCGUACCCGUACCCGUACCUGUACCUGUAGUGGUGCAAAAUGAUUUUGAAAACGAUAUCCCUACGGUGGUUGUAGAAAGUCCUCCGCCACCUCCCUCUGCAGCUGCGUUCCACUUGAUCACAGCAACUUUAAACGCUCCGGUAGAAGUCGGACCGAAUCAGACCGAGGCAGGAAUCCAAGUAUCCAGACGAAGUGGUGCCUCGGCAGCGGUUCGCGAAGAUUUGAGACUGCCGUUUCUCUACUUGGAAGAAGAGGCUCGAAUCGAGCCUUACACUCGAACCGUUCUCGGGGGUGAAAAUGACUCGGUAACAACAGGGAGUGAAAGCAGCGAUGUCAUAUCCGAGGUCGCGGAUGCCAACGAACAACGCGAAGGACGUGACGCUGCCGAACAAUACUACAACGCUGUACUUUUGCGUGCGAUACUUCGUAAACAUUUGAAUCGCCUUGACGACGAGCCACCGUUUUACUAAACGAUCAUUUUUAUGCGAGGCUGCGGUGAAGCUUGCCAAUAUUCGUGCUCACCUAUACCCUAGGUAUGUAAUAAAUCCGAUGAUCUGAUCACCAAAUACACGACCUGAGAUAUAAAUAUUCACGAGGUAUUUCGUUUCCCUUUAUUCACUUCAUGCACGUAGCGAGAAGAUGGAUGUAACAGCUUCUGAUUUGAUUUGAAACAAACAAAAAAAAAAAAAAACCAACUAAAUUCACGAAUUUAAUGAGAAAAAAAACUGAAGAAAAAAUGAAUAUUCAAAAUCAAAAUCUGGAAAUCUGCACGAUUUCUAAAAAAAAAAAAAUAAGAAACCCUGCAUUUGAAGAUAUGAUCAAAGGUCGCCCGACUAGAAGAAUUUUUUAGUGCGAGGUUUUACUAAAACUUCGUAUAAUACGACUGUUUAAUAUGAAACGUGAGGAACAGAAACUUGAAAA
This is a messenger RNA of Athalia rosae (coleseed sawfly), 2724 nucleotides long. RefSeq lists its product as uncharacterized. Bases 945 to 2273 code for a protein of 442 amino acids. The transcript is spliced from 6 exons. Lineage: Eukaryota; Metazoa; Arthropoda; Insecta; Hymenoptera; Athaliidae. The record is from RefSeq and is a predicted model, not a curated record.